Messenger RNA from Pygoscelis adeliae (Adelie penguin), 8508 nucleotides. RefSeq names its product unconventional myosin-X-like. The record is from RefSeq and is a predicted model, not a curated record. The coding region runs from base 1 to 6369 and encodes 2122 amino acids. The transcript has 42 exons. Gene Ontology annotation, cellular component: cytoskeleton; myosin complex. Gene Ontology annotation, molecular function: cytoskeletal motor activity; ATP binding; protein binding. Lineage: Eukaryota; Metazoa; Chordata; Aves; Sphenisciformes; Spheniscidae.
AUGCGGGCAGCGCUGCUGUGCCAGGCUCAGGGGCAGAAGGCAGCGGCGAGGCGGGGAGGAGGGCUGAUGGGCUGGAGAGGGGUCCUGGGCUCGUCCUGCGUGGUGGGGCCCAUGCCAGCCCUUCUUGACUGCUUCAUGUUCAUCAUGUGGCUGAUGAGGCAGCCAGCCCUGGAGCUGCUGGGGUGGCAGAGAAGAUGUCACUUGACGGUCUUUUGGUUUUUGCAGGGUGCCAGGGUAUGGCUGUGGGAGCAGGACCAGCUGCAGCCAUGCACGGUUGGCUCGUGUGCCGAUGGAAACGUGCUCUUCACCUCAGAUUAUGGCUCGGUAUUCCAGUACCCCAAGGCCUCCCUUUCCAGAGAAAAGGUCUUGCCAAUGCACCAGACCAGCGUUGAUGGGGUAGAAGACAUGUCCAUGCUGGGAGAUCUGCAUGAAGCUGCCAUCCUGCUUAACCUGCACCAGCGCUACCAACAGGGUAACAUCUACACAAACAUUGGUUCCAUCUUGGCAUCAGUAAAUCCCUACAAACCCAUCCCUGGUCUGUACAGUGUGGAUGCCAUAGACCUGUACAGACAGCACCGCCUGGGUGAGCUGCCUCCCCAUAUCUUCGCCACCGCUAAUGAGUGCUACUGCUGCUUGUGGAAGCGUCAUGACAGCCAGUGUGUUCUGAUAAGCGGAGAAAGUGGAGCUGGAAAGACUGAGAGCACCAAGUUGCUGCUGAAAUUUCUAUCAGCCAUGAGCCAGACCUCCCUCGGGGCCCCUGUGUCCGAGACGAGCACUCGCGUGGAGGAAGCCAUCCUGGAAAGCAGCCCCAUUCUGGAGGCCUUUGGAAAUGCCAAGACAGUUUAUAACAACAACUCCAGCCGCUUUGGCAAGUUCAUCCAGCUGCACUUCUCUCAACAUGGACACAUCCAGGGAGGCCGAGUAACUGAUUAUUUACUAGAAAAGAACAGAGUGGUACACCAGAACCCUGGAGAGAGGAAUUACCACAUCUUUUAUGCUCUGCUAGCUGGUGUGAGCGGGGAGCAGAAAGAGAGCCUCUCCCUCUCUGAGCCAGAGACUUAUCACUACUUGAACCAGUCUGGUUGUGUGACUGAUGAGAACCUGAAUGACGUAGAGAUGUUCAGUAAGGUCAUGACUGCCAUGAAGGUGGUGGACUUCAGCACUGAAGAAAUCAGAGACAUCUUCAAGCUUCUUUCUGGCACACUUCAUCUGGGAAACAUUGAAUUCAUGACAGCUGGUGGGGCCCAGGUUACAACGAAAGCAGUGCUGAACAUUGCCAGUGACCUCCUGGGCUUAGACGCCUUCCAGCUUUCCGAAGUACUGACGCAGAGGUCCAUGAUUCUGCGUGGGGAAGAGAUCAGCUCCCCUCUCACUGUGGAGCAGGCAGCUGACUCCAGGGACUCCCUCUCUAUGGCGCUGUAUUCCCAGUGUUUUUCAUGGCUCAUUAGCAAGAUUAAUACGAAGAUCAAAGGCAAGGAAAACUUUAAGUCUGUGGGCAUCCUGGAUAUCUUUGGCUUCGAGAACUUUCAGGUGAAUCGUUUUGAGCAGUUUAACAUUAACUAUGCAAAUGAGAAACUCCAGGAAUAUUUCAACAAACACAUCUUCUCCUUGGAGCAGCUGGAGUACAACAGGGAAGGGAUAAACUGGGAAGCCAUUGACUGGAUGGAUAAUGCAGAGUGCCUGGACCUUAUCGAGAAGAAACUGGGUCUACUGGCUUUGGUGAAUGAAGAGAGUCGGUUCCCCAAAGGCACAGACAACACCCUUCUGGAAAAACUUCACAGCCAGCAUAUGAGCAACCACUACUAUGUGAAGCCUCGGGUAACAGACCAUCAGUUUGGCAUAAGACAUUAUGCUGGGGAGGUGCUAUAUGAUGUGAGAGGCUUUCUGGAGAAGAACAGAGAUACCUUUCGAGAUGACAUUUUAAACAUGCUGAAAGACAGCAGGCUGGACUUCAUCUAUGACCUUUUCGAAAGAGUCUGCAGUCGUUGCGGUGAAGAGACACUGAAGAUGGGCACCCAGAGGCGCAGACCGACUGUCAGUUCCCAGUUCAGGGAUUCUCUCCAUUCCCUGAUGGCCACGCUUAGUACUUCCAACCCGUUCUUCAUCCGCUGCAUCAAACCAAAUACAGAAAAGGCACCGAACCUCUUCAGUCCAGAUGUGGUGCUAAAUCAGCUCCGGUACUCAGGGAUGCUGGAGACAGUGAAAGUUCGGAGAGCAGGUUUCCCUAUACGGCGUCUUUUCCAGGACUUUCUCAGCAGGUACAGGAUGCUUGUGAAGGGGCCAAGUUUCUCAGACAACAGCAAAGCUGUAUGUGCAGGCUUUCUUCAGACCUAUGACAGCAGCAAGAAAGAAUGGCAGUUGGGUAAAACCAAGGUUUUCCUGAAGGAAGCUCUUGAGCAGAAGCUGGAGAAGGAUCGGGAAGAGGAGUUGAGGAAAGCAGCGAUAGUCAUCCGGGCCCACGUCUUGGGCUACAUGGCAAGGAAGAAGUAUCAAAAGGUGCUAGCCAGUGUUGUUAUAAUCCAAAAGAACUACCGAGCAUACUUCUGGAAGAAGAGCCUGCUGCGACUGAAGGCCUCUGCAGUCACCCUGCAGAAGCACUGGCGUGGCCGCCUGGCUCGCAGCCUCUACCAGCACCUGCUGCAGCAGGAACUCAGGCGGAAGCAGGAAGCGGAGGAGAGAAGGAGGCAAGAAGAGGAAGAACAGAUCAGAAGAGAGGAAGAGGAAAGACAGUGGCAAGAAGAGGAGGCGCGUAGGAGGAAACAGGAAGAGGUGAAGGAAAGAGAAAAGGAGCAACUGAAUGCGCUACUCCAGGUGGCUCAGGUGGAAGCAGUAAAGACUGAGGAGGUAGAUAUUCCCCUGCAAGAAGAAGAGAGACGUCAGAUGGAGGAGAUCUUAAGACUGGAGAAGGAGAUUGAGAAGUUGCAGCAACAGAAAGAGGAUCACAUGUCUAUCAUCUGUGAAAACACCAGGAAUGAAAUCAAUCGGCAGCGAGAAGAAGAGAUCCAGAGGCUGGAAAAGGAGGCAUCUAGGGUUGCCCAGGAGUUCUUGGAGCUGCUGGAUUUUGGCAAUCUGGAUGAAAGUGUGCAGAACUUAGAGCGCUCACUUUCUAGUGAGGGGACACUCAACAUUGAGUGCAGCCUAGUGGCACCACUAGCUGAGGAAGAAGUGGAUGAGGGUUUUCAUGCUGAUGAUGAAGGACGGCCAACUUCCAGUUUGGUGGUCUUGAAUCAGCACGGCACAAGAAACAGCGAUAACUACUCAGAGGAAGGUGCGGACACAAGCCUUUCACUUCUCCAAAGGGAAGUGGGAGAGGUUGUCUCUGCUCCAGGACAACCUGUGGAAAGAACCACAAGCCCCAAGGAGCAGAGAGCCCUAUCUGACCCAGCAGAAAGCAUUUACAGCACUGUCUCAGAUACGCAGAGGAGUAACAGCGGAGAGGUGGGAGAGCCGAUUUACACUUCCCCCCCGGAUGUGGAGUCUGACUAUGACCAUGAGGAGUUUGAUGGCUGUGGAGACGCAGGUAGCGCCUCAGCUGAGCCCCUGAACGGUGAGGAAGGUUUGAGACACUCCCAUGGUACCAGCCUGGACUCCAACCGUGGCAGCCUGGACUCGUUUCUGGACAGUGAAGAAGAAGUGGAUGUUUACAUUGAUACAGAUGAAGAGUUUUGUAAUGGACGAGUCACUAUCUUCAAUGGCUCAGGACCACCCUAUUUUCACAGCUAUCUCUACAUGAAGGGAGGUCUCAUGAACCCAUGGAGGCGGCGCUGGUGUGUUCUGAAGAACGAGGCCUUCAUGUGGUUCCGCACCAAGCAAGAGGCACUGAAGUCAGGCUGGCUCUAUAAAAAAGGUGGAGGCAUGUCAACACUUUCACGCCGCAACUGGAAACGCCGUUGGUUUGUGCUUCGAGAAUCCAAGCUGAUGUACUUUGAGAAUGAUAGCGAGGAAAAGCUGAAGGGGACAAUUGAUAUCAGAAGGGCAAAGGAGAUUGUGGACAUUCAUGAAAAGGAGAAUGCCUUGGACAUUGUGACAGAAGACAGAGUAUAUCACAUUGUCGCAGAGUCACCAGAAGAUGCCAGCGGUUGGUUUAAUGUCCUGAGCCGAGUACACAGCGCUACAGCACAGCAGCUGAGGGAAAUGCAAGACGAACAGGCCAAUCCAAAGAAUGCUGUGGGAACCCUGGAUGUUGGGCUUAUUGACUCUGUCUGUGCCUCAGACAAUCCCGAUAGACCAAAUUCUUUUGUGAUCAUCACAGCAAAUCGAGUGAUUCACUGCAACAGCGACACCCCUGAGGAGAUGCAUCACUGGAUUUCCCUGCUGCAGAAACCAAAAGGCGAAUCUAAGGUUGAUGGCCAGGAAUUCCUUGUGAGAGGCUGGCUUCAUAAAGAGGUUCAGAGUAGCAACAAGAUGUCCUCUCUGAAGAUGAAGAAACGCUGGUUUGUUCUGACAAACACUGCCCUCGAUUACUACAAGUCAUCUGAGCGCACAGCUGCCAAGCUUGGCACGCUUGUGCUCAAUAGCCUGUGCUCCGUAGUGCAGCCCGAUGAGAGGGUCUUCAAAGACACAGGCUAUUGGAACAUAAUUGUCCAUGGGCGAAAGCACUCCUACAGACUGUACACGAAGCUGUUGAAUGAAGCUAUGCGCUGGGCCUCUGCCAUUCAAGGUGUCAUUGACAGCAAAGUUCCCAUAGAAACACCUACACAGCAACUCAUUCGUGACAUCAGGGAAAACAGCACAAACUUUGAAGUAGUGGAACAGACAUAUAGGAGGAACCCAAUCUUGCGAUAUACCCAGCACCCUUUGCAUUCCCCAUUGCUCCCACUACCGUAUGGAGACGUUAGUGUCAACUUGCAACAAGAGAAGGGUUACAGCAGCUUACAGGACGAAGCAGUGAAGAUCUUUAACUCCCUUCAGGAAAUCGAGACAGUAUCUGACCCCAUACCCAUUAUCCAAGGCAUCCUGCAGACCUGCCAUGAUUUAAAGCCCCUUCGUGAUGAAGUGUACUGUCAGCUCAUCAAACAAACUAAUCACAUGCCGCAUCCCAACAGUACCGGGAACCUGCACCACUGGCAGCUGAUGUCAUGUAUGAGCUGCACUUUUCUGCCCAGUAGAGGGAUCCUUCGCUACCUCAAGUUCCACCUCAGAAGGGUAAAAGACCUCUUUCCAGGCUCAGAAAUAGACAGGUAUGCGCAAUUCAUAAGUGAUUCCCUGAAGAGAACAAAGACGAGGGAGUUUGUGCCCUCCCAGGAGGAAAUACAGGCUCUUCUCACCCGUGAAGAAAUGACCACAACAGUGUACUGCCAUGGCGGUGGCUCCUGUAAAAUAACCAUCAAUUCCCACACAAGCGCUGGGGAGGUGGUUGAAAAGCUGAUCCGAGGUUUAGCAAUGGAGGACAGCCGUAAUAUGUUUGCGCUCUUUGAACAUAAUCAGCAGGUGGACCGUGCUGUUGAGAGUCGGGUGAUUGUGGCUGAUAUCUUGGCCAAGUUUGAGAGACUUGCUGGCUCUGAAGAAGAAGAGGAGGAAGGACAGUGGCAGCUGUAUUUUAAGCUUUAUUGCUUCUUGGAUAUUGAGAAUGUUCCCAAAGAUGGGGUGGAGUUUGCCUUCAUGUUUGAGCAGGCUCAUGAAAGCCUCAUAGAUGGUCAUUUUCCUGCACCAGAGGACACUCUGCAGCGCCUGGCAGCUCUACGGCUGCAGUACCUUCAUGGAGAUUAUUCUAAAAUAAGCUGGACCCUGGAUGGAAUCUACCCAGUUAACAGGCUAAAAUCCAAAAUACUGCACUCAACAAAGAGCAGUGGCACUACCAGUCACACGCUGGAGAGGAGACGGACCAGCUUCCUUGAAGGGACGUUGAAACGUAGCUUCAAGACAGGCUCUGUAAAGAAGCAGAAGGUCGAAGAGGAGCAGAUGAUGGAGAUGUGGGUAAAGGAAGAGCUUUCAGCUGCUCGGGCAAGCAUAGCACAGAAAUGGACCAAGCUGCAGGGACUCUCUCAGCAUCAGGCCAUGGUGAAAUACAUGUCCAUUGUAAAGGAGUGGCCGGGUUAUGGGUCAACCCUCUUUGAUGUUGAGUGCAAGGAAGGUGGAUUUCCAAAUGAUCUUUGGCUUGGAGUCAGCACAGAGAAUGUGUCUGUCUACAAACGAGGGGAUCCUAAACCACUAGAAACUUUCCAGUAUGAGCACAUUGUUUUCUUCGGAGCACCACAGCCUAACACCUUCAAAAUUACGGUGGAUGAGAGAGAAAUGUUCUUUGAAACAUCCCAGGUGGGCGAGAUAAUAAAGAUCAUGAAAGCAUACAUCAACAUGAUUGUGAAGAAACGUUGCAGCGUCAAAUCAGCCACGAGUGUGGACAGUCAUGCUAGCAUCUGGACUAGGUGAUAUGAAUGAACUGCCAAGAGAGAGAGGCAGUUGUUUAAUGAUUGGUGUUUGCAACUUGCCAGCACAAGUGUAGCAAAGAUGUUUUUUUAAGAACUCCACUUGACUGACUACUGUAUUUAAAAACUGAAGCGACAUCUACAGUACCAUAGGAUUUGCACCUCUGCCCAAAGACAUUGAACAGCAACAACUGUUGUUAAAUAUUAGCGGCCCAAAACUUCUUCUUCCCCUUGCUUGUUUGUUGGACAAUGUACCUUAAAGAAGCAACGUCAGAAGCAUCCUCCUUCUCCUGCCUGUCCUCUCUGCUGCUUUCACCAUUACCUGUCAUACUGGCGGAAAAAUUCACAAGAAUUGUUUCUGCACUACAGGAGGCAAACUUAAGCUUCCUUAUGAAUUUCCAACAUGCAAACAUCUGGGAUCAUGGGAUCGCAGCAUGUUCUACUAAAAGAAUAUUUGGUUUUUAUUUAUUUUGCAAGCAACUCUAAAAUAUAAGUCACUGGCUUUUUUCUUCAGGAUAUGCUAAUGAUCCGACCUGGUCUUAAAAGAAAAUGCCUUUGUAUAAUUGAAGCCAAGUGGUCCAACUAAGAGGUCAAACCCUACAUGAGAGAGUAUUAAACAAACAAACAAACAAAAACACCUGAGGUGAUUCUUUACCUUCCAAUAGAAGUUCACAGGUACAUGACUGCAAAAAGCAGCACUUCAAGUUAAAAUUCUAAAUACUCCAACAUAGGAGAAAAUCUUUGGGACUAGCACCACUGAAGCAGAUCAUCAGGUGCCAUUCUGGGUACAUUCCAAGCAGCACCUGUUGCCUAAAAAAUAAUGACUGCCUUUCACCUAUAUAGCCCAGGAGGUGAGAUUGAUUUAGUCACAUUUCCAGAAGAGCUGUUCUUCACAAACGCCAGGUUUUAGAUGGAUGUCAGGGGCUUUUAUGGUGAGCAGCCUGCGUUAAGUUGCUUCUUUUUUUAUAUGGGAUUUUAGGAUGGCUGGGAUCCCUGAACUUUAAAGUGAACUGUUUCCUCCUGCGUGAACAGGUGCCUAGAUUAAUGGCUAUAGGCAAGAAUUUCACUUCCUCUGUACUACUGUAAGCAGAUGCCAAACCCUUCAUCCUCCUCCAAAUUCUAAUUGGAACUGCUCCCGCCACUGAAUCCCCAAAUCCCCUUCCAGUCUCCUCUAGGUCCCUAGUCAUCAGCAAAACUUGAAAACAAUGCUGUUUUGCCAAAACAACUGCUGCUUGGAGGUUUUGAUAGCUACUUGCAAUUUGAAGAAGCAGAAUUUUUUUUUUCUUCUUGGUGAAAGAUAAGAUAAUAAAUUGGUUGCAUUAGCAAUCAAGAAACCUGGCAGCUAGCCAUUUUCUAUGACCCUUGUCUAGUCUUGGGAUCCCAGGCCCGUUCAGUUUCUUAAUGAAACCGAAGAGCUGUAUGUAAUGUGGGCCUUGUUCCACGUUUACAGUCAGAUGUCUCCGUUUCUGAAGAAGGGGCAGCUAAGGCCUGUUGGCUAGGAAACAGAAAUUUCAUAGAAAAGAAAACGAGGAGUCAGUAUGCAACAGGUUCCAUUCCAAUUCAUCAUCAAAUUGUGCCCUGUCACUAAUGCUGUGUUGCAGAACACUAGUUUUGAAGCUGACAGUACAAGAAAAAUCACAGCAUGCAUAAUCCGUGCUUUUCUCUCAUGUCCCGUGCACUGCAGCAUGUGCAAACACUCUGUCCCCUUGCCACACAGCCAGCCUAAGAGGGUAGCCGCUACUGUGUAUCAUGCAUUCAACUGGAGUUUUGCCUUAAACAGCUUUACUGAAGGAUCCUACAAACAUCCCCUUUUUGUCACAGAGAACAAAAAGAUGAGCGAGUCACAAGUGAGAGAGAACAGGAAUGCAGAGGCAACCUGAGACGUGACACUUCGUAUCGGUCCGUACACUGACUAGAUCGCUUUAUGUAUCAGAAUAGCCUUGAUUAUCCCUGUCCUAACUCUGCACUAUCCCUGUGUUCUGGCUCUUGGGUUGCUGCAGGCAGCUUGAACCCACUUGGGAAUGUAACUCCCGUUACCGUUUGUUGUAAUUUUGCUCAUUUCUAUUACAGAAUUCCUUCUGCUGUCUUUUUUAAUUUGUAACUGGCUUUACAAGAUGAAAGUUUAAUAAAUUAUUGGAUUGCA